This is a messenger RNA of Salpingoeca rosetta, 510 nucleotides long. RefSeq lists its product as uncharacterized. NCBI's taxonomy places the organism in Eukaryota, Choanoflagellata, Craspedida, Salpingoecidae. Bases 1 to 510 code for a protein of 169 amino acids. The transcript has 4 exons. The record is from RefSeq and is a predicted model, not a curated record.
AUGGUGGAAGAAGUGUUUCGUGGACGCAACUGUCCAGUGGCGAACAGCACGCGAUGCUCUUUGAGCGUUGUUGCAAGGUGCUUCAAUGUUGUGUCCACGGAGGGGGACAGCUCACCGACUAGCCUGCCAACAACAACAACAGCAACAGUGGUGGCAACUGCAAGCACAGCGCCCAGCGAUGAUGAGGGCGAACAACAGCAGCAACAGCAGCAGCACAUGGGAGAGGAGGAGGAGGAGGAGGAGGAGGAGAGAAGGAAUAACCUGGCACUUUUGGCAACACGCGCAAGUGGAUUUGGCAAGGGUGCAGAAUACAGAGAAAACAAGCCACUGGCAGUGGCACAAACAAGGAUGCAUGCUGACAGCAGAACAGCAGCAACCGUGAAGACAACUGCGCAGUGUCACGACACCUCUUUCCUGCACUCCGUGCACGGCCACACCUCACUUCCCUUUCCUUCAUCGUUAUCAUCAUGGACGGCAACCUUUCUUCGCGCUGCACUGGCUUGGCAGUAA